AUGCACAGACAGAAGGCCGAUGAGGCUUAUGUCAUUGGCAAGCGUGGACAGUACACACCUGUUGGCGCCUACCUUGCCAGCGAUGAAAUCGUCAAGAUCGCCGUUGAGCACGGUGCUCAGAUGAUUCACCCUGGUUAUGGUUUCUUGUCUGAAAAUGCCGAGUUCGCUCGCAAGGUUGAGGCUGCCGGUCUUAUCUUCAUCGGUCCCUCUCCCGACGUCAUCGAUGCCCUUGGCGACAAGGUCUCAGCCAGAAAGAUUGCCAUUGCUGCGAACGUACCAGUCGUCCCAGGCACCGAGGGCGCCGUCGAGAAGUUUGAGGAAGUCAAGGCUUUCACGGACAAGUAUGGCUUCCCCAUCAUCAUCAAGGCUGCUUAUGGCGGUGGUGGUCGUGGUAUGCGUGUUGUGCGUGAGGAGGCUUCCCUCAAGGAGUCCUUCGAGAGAGCCACCUCCGAGGCGAAGAGCGCCUUCGGGAACGGCACCGUCUUCGUUGAGCGUUUCCUCGACAAGCCCAAGCACAUUGAGGUUCAGCUCCUCGGUGACAACCAUGGCAACAUUGUCCACUUGUACGAGCGUGACUGCUCCGUGCAGCGCAGACACCAAAAGGUCGUCGAAAUCGCUCCGGCCAAGGAUCUUCCCGCCAGCGUUCGCGAUGCUAUCCUGAACGAUGCUGUCAGACUCGCCAAGUCUGUCAACUACCGCAACGCUGGUACCGCCGAGUUCCUGGUUGACCAGCAGAACCGCUACUACUUUAUCGAGAUCAACCCCCGUAUCCAGGUCGAACAUACCAUCACUGAGGAAAUCACCGGUAUCGAUAUCGUUGCCGCUCAGAUCCAGAUCGCCGCUGGCGCUACCCUGGAGCAGCUCGGCCUUACCCAAGACCGCAUCUCUACUCGCGGCUUCGCCAUCCAGUGUCGUAUCACGACCGAGGAUCCGGCCAAGAACUUCCAGCCCGACACUGGCAAGAUCGAGGUGUACCGCUCCGCUGGCGGUAACGGUGUGCGUCUCGAUGGUGGCAACGGCUUUGCUGGCGCCGUCAUUACCCCCUACUACGACAGCAUGCUUGUCAAGGUGUCGUGCCACGGCUCAACGUACGAAAUUGCCCGCCGCAAGGUUCUUCGCGCUCUUAUCGAGUUCCGCAUUCGCGGCGUCAAGACCAACAUCCCCUUCCUGGCCUCUCUCCUGACCCACCCAACAUUUAUUGAUGGCAACUGCUGGACGACCUUUAUUGAUGAUACCCCGUCCCUGUUUGACCUCGUUGGCAGUCAGAACCGCGCCCAGAAGCUUCUGGCCUAUCUUGGUGACCUCGCCGUCAACGGUAGCAGCAUCAAGGGUCAAAUCGGUGAGCCCAAGUUCAAGGGCGACAUCAUCAUCCCCGAGCUCUUGGACGAUGCUGGCAAGAAGCUCGAUGUGUCUUCGCCUUCGCAAAAGGGCUGGCGCAACAUCAUCGUCGAACAAGGCCCCAAGGCUUUCGCCAAGGCUGUUCGCAACUACAAGGGCUGCUUGCUCAUGGAUACCACCUGGCGUGAUGCCCAUCAGUCUCUCCUGGCGACCCGUGUCCGCACAGUCGACCUUCUCAACAUUGCCAAGGAGACCAGCCAUGCGCUCUCCAACUUGUACGCUCUGGAAUGCUGGGGUGGCGCCACCUUCGAUGUCGCUUUCCGCUUCUUGUACGAGGACCCUUGGGACCGCCUCCGCAAGAUGCGCAAGUUGAUCCCCAACAUCCCCUUCCAGAUGUUGCUCCGUGGCGCCAACGGCGUUGCUUAUGCCUCGCUCCCUGACAAUGCCAUCGACCACUUCGUCAAGCAGGCCAAGGACAACGGUGUCGACAUCUUCCGUGUCUUCGAUGCUCUCAACGACAUCAACCAGCUCGAGGUUGGUAUCAAGGCCGUGCAAAAGGCUGGUGGUGUCUGCGAGGGUACCGUCUGCUACAGCGGUGACAUGCUCAACCCCAAGAAGAAGUACUCCUUGGAUUACUACAUUGACCUUGUUGACAAGCUUGUUGCUCUCGACAUUGAUGUUCUUGGCAUCAAGGACAUGGCCGGUGUUCUCAAGCCCCAUGCUGCCACCAUCCUCAUCGGUACCAUCCGCAAGAAGUACCCUGACCUCCCCAUCCACGUCCACACCCACGACUCCGCGGGUACUGGUGUGGCUUCCAUGGUUGCCUGCGCCAUGGCCGGCGCCGAUGCUGUUGACGCUGCCACUGACAGCUUGUCUGGUAUGACCUCGCAGCCCAGCAUCAACGCCAUCAUUGCGUCGCUUGAUGGUACCGAUAAGCAGCCCGGUCUCAACCCUGCUCACGUUCGUGCGCUUGAUACCUACUGGUCUCAGCUUCGCCUCCUCUACUCGCCCUUCGAGGCUCAUCUUGCGGGUCCCGAUCCUGAGGUGUACGAGCACGAGAUUCCUGGCGGUCAGCUCACCAACAUGAUGUUCCAGGCCUCUCAGCUUGGUCUUGGCUCCCAGUGGUUGGAGACCAAGAAGGCUUACGAGCAAGCCAACGAACUCCUCGGCGACAUCGUCAAGGUCACUCCUACCUCCAAGGUUGUUGGUGACUUGGCCCAGUUCAUGGUGUCCAACAAGCUCAGCCCCAAGGAUGUCAUUGAGCGUGCUGGCGAGCUCGACUUCCCUGGCUCCGUUCUCGAGUUCCUCGAGGGUAUGAUGGGCCAGCCGUACGGUGGUUUCCCCGAGCCAUUCCGCACCAAGGCUCUCCGUGGUCGCCGCAAGCUCGACAAGCGCCCUGGUCUCUUCCUCGAGCCCAUCGACUUUGCCAAGGUCAGGAAGGAGCUGUCGCGCAAGUACGGCAGCGUUACCGAGUGCGACGUGGCCAGUCACAUCAUGUACCCCAAGGUGUUCGCCGACUACAAGGCCUUCAUCGCUAAGUACGGAGACCUCAGCGUCUUGCCUACCAAGUACUUCCUCAGCAAGCCUGAGAUUGGCGAGGAGUUCCACGUUGAGCUCGAGAAGGGUAAGGUGUUGAUCCUCAAGUUGCUGGCCGUCGGCCCGCUCUCCGAGAACACUGGCCAGCGCGAGGUGUUCUACGAAAUGAACGGCGAGGUUCGCCAAGUCACUGUCGACGACAAGCAGGCGUCGGUGGAGAACGUGAGCCGACCCAAGGCCGACCCUGGCGAUUCGAGCCAGGUCGGUGCCCCCAUGGCCGGUGUGCUCGUUGAGCUCCGCGUCCACGAGGGCUCUGAGGUCAAGAAGGGCGAUCCCCUUGCUGUCCUGAGCGCCAUGAAGAUGGAAAUGGUUAUCUCCGCUCCUCACAAUGGUGUAGUCUCCUCUCUGCAAGUGAGAGAAGGCGACUCAGUCGACGGCUCCGACCUGGUGUGCCGCAUCACCAGGGGCGACAAGAAAUGA
This is a messenger RNA of Podospora anserina S mat+, 3354 nucleotides long. RefSeq lists its product as uncharacterized. The record is from RefSeq and is a predicted model, not a curated record. Bases 1 to 3354 code for a protein of 1117 amino acids. Gene Ontology annotation, biological process: gluconeogenesis; pyruvate metabolic process. The transcript is spliced from 5 exons. Gene Ontology annotation, molecular function: ATP binding; pyruvate carboxylase activity; metal ion binding. Gene Ontology annotation, cellular component: cytoplasm. Lineage: Eukaryota; Fungi; Ascomycota; Sordariomycetes; Sordariales; Podosporaceae.